Engraulis encrasicolus (European anchovy) is the source of this 4356-nucleotide messenger RNA. RefSeq names its product N-alpha-acetyltransferase 15, NatA auxiliary subunit b (gene naa15b). Gene Ontology annotation, biological process: N-terminal peptidyl-methionine acetylation. The transcript is spliced from 20 exons. Gene Ontology annotation, molecular function: protein binding. Gene Ontology annotation, cellular component: cytoplasm; NatA complex. Lineage: Eukaryota; Metazoa; Chordata; Actinopteri; Clupeiformes; Engraulidae. The record is from RefSeq and is a predicted model, not a curated record. Bases 242 to 2842 code for a protein of 866 amino acids.
CCGGCACGCAGACUCGUAGCGCCACUUGACCCGGAGGAGAAGCUAGAACUAAUCGGCCAUUUUGGGCUAAGGGGGGCUUUUCUGGCACCACGUGAGGGUGGAGAGCCCAAAAGGGGAGCAAUUGAGAGUGAGAUAAGAGUCGGAGAACAAGGGGAGAAUCGGGAGACGCAUUUACUCUCUCACAUUCAUUCACAUGUGCUUAUCCUGAGAGAAAAACGUUAUUAGCUAGCGACCUUGCACAAUGCCGACAAUUACUCUACCACCGAAAGAAAACGCUCUCUUCAAAAGGAUUCUGAGAUGCUAUGAGCACAAACAGUACAGAAAUGGGCUGAAAUUCUGCAAACAGAUCUUAUCUAACCCCAAGUUCGCCGAGCAUGGAGAAACUCUGGCGAUGAAGGGGCUCACCCUGAAUUGCCUGGGGAAAAAAGAGGAGGCAUACGAGCUUGUCAGAAGAGGCCUGCGUAAUGACCUGAAAAGUCAUGUCUGUUGGCAUGUUUAUGGUCUACUGCAGCGCUCCGAUAAGAAGUAUGACGAGGCAAUCAAAUGUUAUAGAAAUGCACUGAAGUGGGACAAGGACAACCUGCAGAUCUUGCGUGACCUCUCCCUGCUACAGAUCCAAAUGCGGGACCUGGAGGGUUACAGGGAGACCAGGUACCAGCUUCUGCAGCUGCGGCCAGCCCAAAGGGCCUCAUGGAUCGGUUAUGCCAUUGCAUAUCACCUCCUCGAGGACUACGAGAUGGCCGCCAAAAUCGUUGAAGAGUUUCGAAAAACGCAACAGACUUCGCCAGACAAGGUGGACUACGAGUACAGCGAGCUGUUGCUGUACCAGAACCAGGUCCUGAGAGAGGCAGGCCUCUUCAAAGAAGCGCUGGAGCACCUGAUCACAUAUGAGAAGCAGAUCUGUGACAAACUGGCUGUGGAAGAGAUGAGAGGUGAACUGAUGUUGAAGCUGGAGCGGUAUGACGAUGCCACUGAGAUCUACUACCGCCUUCAGGAGCGCAACCCAGAGAACUGGUCUUACUACCAUGGCCUUGAAAAUGCGCUAAAGCCAGAAAGUGCAGAGGAAAAGCUGAAGAUCUAUGAGGAAGCUUGGGUGAAGUACCCAAAAGGACUGGUGCCUAGAAGGCUUCCUCUCAGCUUCUUAUCUGGAGAAAAGUUCCGCGAGUGCCUGGAUAAAUAUUUAAGAAUGAACUUCAGCAAGGGUUGCCCUCCCGUCUUCACGACCCUGAAGUCCCUUUAUAAUGAUAAAGAAAAGGUGUCAAUAAUUGAAGAAUUAGUAGUGGGUUUUGAAACGUCUUUAAAUAGCUGCCGAAUGUUCAACCAAGAUGACGAUGGCAAAGAGGAGCCCCCCACCACGUUACUGUGGGUCCAGUACUUCCUGGCCCAGCACUAUGACCAGAUUGGUCAGCAGAGUCUGGCUCUGGAGAACAUCAACGCUGCCAUUGAGAGCACCCCCACACUGAUCGAACUGUUCCUGGUUAAGGCCAAAAUAUACAAGCACGCAGGUAACAUUAAGGAGGCGGCUCGCUGGAUGGACGAGGCCCAGGCCCUGGACACGGCCGACCGCUUCAUCAACUCCAAAUGCGCCAAAUACCUGCUCAAGGCCGGCCUCGUCAAAGAGGCGGAGGACAUGUGCUCCAAAUUCACAAGGGAGGGUGCAUCUGCCGUUGAGAACCUCAAUGAAAUGCAGUGCAUGUGGUUCCAAACGGAGUGCGCUUUGGCCUACAAAUCUAUGAAGAAAUAUGGCGAAGCUCUCAAGAAGUGUCAUGAGAUCGAGAGGCAUUUUGUGGAGAUCACGGAUGACCAGUUUGACUUCCAUACGUAUUGCAUGCGCAAGAUGACUCUGCGCUCCUACGUGGAGCUGCUGAAACUGGAGGACGUGCUGCGCAUGCAUCCCUUCUACUUCAAGGCCGCCCGCACCGCCAUCGACAUCUACCUCAGCCUGCACGACAACCCGCUCGCCGACGACAGCAAGGAGCUGCAAUCGGACACGGCUAACCUAUCAGACAAGGAGCUGAAGAAGCUGCGCAACAAGCAGAGGCGAGCGCAGAAGAAAGCCCAGCUGGAGGAGGAGAAGAAGAACGCGGAGAAGGAGAAGCAGCUGAAGAACCAGAAGAAGAAGAAAGAAGAUGAUGACGAGGAGAUCGGAGGACCCAAAGAGGAGCUCAUACCAGAUAAACUGGCUAAAGUUGAAAACCCAUUAGAUGAAGCUGUCAAGUUCCUGACGCCCUUAAAAAAUCUUGUAAAAAAUCAGAUUGACACUCACUUGUUAGCAUUUGAGAUCUACUUUAGAAAAGAAAAGUUUUUGUUAAUGUUGCAGUCUGUCAAGAGGGCCUACACCAUAGACCCAGAUCACCCAUGGCUGCACCAGUGUUUAGUCCGUUUCUUUAAAGGAGUGUUUGAAAGCAAGGACCUGCCGGAUGCUGUACACACAGUGUUGAAGCAGGAGAUGGCCCGAGUCUUCGGGAUCAGCAAUGCAAAUAACUACAACCAGACCUUUCUUACAAAGCAUUCACACUCCAUCCCUCAUAGAUUAGCAGCGGCCAAAAUGAUGGCCUACCUGGACCCUUCUACUGACAAAGAAGCCACAGAGCUUGCUACAGCGCUGGACGAGUCCCUCAGCAACAGAACCAUUGAGAUCUGCACUGAUGUCCUGGAGUGCCUGCAAGAUGGCAGCCUCGGCAAUACCAAGGAGUCGGCAGCGGAGAGUUACCGGGCGGAAUGCCACAAGCUGUAUCCAUACUCACUGGCCUUCAUGCCACCUGGCUAUGAGGAGAACACCAAGAUCGCCGUCAACGGUGACGUCUCCACGGAAACGGAGGAGCUGGCCAAUGAUAUGUGAGGAAGUUGGUGGAUGCCGAGGUGGAGGGCCGCGGGGGUUUGUUUGGUUCAGUUGAAGAGAACGGAGGGAGCUGACUGCUGUGGACAAAGCAAUCACUUCUCGCCCUCAUCUCUCAGCUCCCCACUCCCUUUUGUUCCCACUAAUCUCCAUCGCUGAUCUCCAAGCCACUCGCAGCAGGACUGAGACGAUGACUGGUUGACUUUAUCCACGGGAGUACAGAUACUGGGGGAGAAACUGAGAAGAGAAUGAGAAAAGGCCAUUUUUUUGUAAGUCAAAGGCAACCUUGCUGUUGAACUUGCCACCACAGCACACAGCCGAACAGAGACUGUAUUCUGUGGUAACGGGAGCAAGUAGAAGCCAACAGGAGCUACAGCAACAUUAUUCUUCCAGUGUUUUCAAAGAUUUUUUUGUUUUUGUUUUUUUUUGUUUAAUGAUUUAAGUUCUAGAAUGAAUGUGUUCCCAGUGGACACAUUGACUUUUUGGAAGCACUGAGGUUUUUUCUUUCUUUCUUUCUUUCUUUCUUUCUUUCUUUCUUUCUUUCUUUCUUUCUUUCUUUCUUUCUUUCUUUCUUCUUUUUGGGUGGGGUGGGGGUACUGGAGUUUUCCCACUUGGCCUGGCACUCUGCAUCCUCCUCUGAGGCUCAAGUAAUGGAGGUGAUUGGCUACCAGUAUGGCCGUUUUUACCAUUGAGAGGCCAUCACCGUCAAAGGGUGAUGAAUUGGUCUGAAGGGCAAAUUCCGUGAAUGGUUUGCAUCUUUUUCUUUUUCUCGGUUCGGUUUCAGUGUGAGGAUUGCAGUUUGUUGUAGAUAUCUGGAUUUUGUACUGUUCUUAAAGACACUAUGAAAACACUUUUGGUAGCCAAGCAUCGAGGUUGACUUGCCUUUUAUCAAACCUGGACAUUUCCCCCGGUGAUGUAUGAAAUGGACAAAUGCAGACUUUUUUGUAAAAAAAAACCCCAAAAAAACAAAAGCGAACAAAAAACAGAAAAUAAAUCAUGCGUUUGUCAGCCGUGCUUUUAUUCUGGCAUCUACUAUAUUUAUCUCACUCACACACCACACACGCAUUCUGAAUCGGUCUCCGGUACCAGUGGAUGGAUAAGGUGGGAAGCUCCUCUGUUCCUGUAUGGAUAUGCUGAACCGUGGGAAAGUAGCAACCACUCUAUUUGGAUGGUUUAUUAUCACAUUCUGAUUUGACAACUGCUGACGUGAACCACUUCCCCGAAGUAAACUUCUCCUGUGUGAGAGAGAAAUGUUGAAUUUUUCCCUGUCAUUUUUCAUCCACAUUUCUCUGCAAGGUUGUAAUGUACAUUUUACGUUCAGCAGUUGAGAUAUGUACAGAUUUAAAGGAAUGAUGGUCGCGAUUAACGGUUUCUGGGACUUGAAUAUCUUUGUUUGCCCUUUUCCUUCCCAGUGCGACCUUCAGACUUUUUCCUUUUUCAAUUGUAAAGUUCUACCCCUGUCAAACACAUAAGAGGUACCAAAUAUACAAUGCAAUAAAAUUAUUUUAAAAGUAGUA